This is a messenger RNA of Paramecium tetraurelia, 249 nucleotides long. RefSeq lists its product as uncharacterized. The record is from RefSeq and is a predicted model, not a curated record. The transcript has 2 exons. NCBI's taxonomy places the organism in Eukaryota, Ciliophora, Oligohymenophorea, Peniculida, Parameciidae.
AUGCUUAAAAUCUAUAAACAUUUAAUAAUUAAGCAAACUGUGACCAUGGCAUAAAGCCUUUAAUAAAAGUUUUGUCUACACAAAUAACAUAUAAGUAUUGCUAAUUAGAAUUUACAUUCCAGUGUAACAAUGUAAUAUUUAAAUCCCGACUGCUAAUCUUUUAAUUUAUUUGAGCAUAAUUUAUUAGAAGAAUAAUUAUCUAGGUCAUCAUAAUAACAUUCUUUUUUAAUUGCCAUUGAGCAUAAAUGA